AUGUCUCUUGAAGCUUGGCCGAACGACGAGAACUCACUGUUCGGGAGCUAUACAGCUGUUGACUGCCGGUCUGUCUUCAGUCGUGUACUCAACACCAAAGUUAUGUUGUUGUCCUGUGGAGCCCUUGACUUGAGAGACAAGCAGGCUGAGCAGAGUUCAACCAACGGCGGGUACAUUGCAAAACACGCUAUCGACGGGGGUCAGAACUCAAUUUCGGUUACAGUGGCUGAAGUUAAACCAUGGUGGAGAGUUGACCUUGGUGAAGCCUACUGCUUGAAACAAAUAUCUCUGAAAGUAAGAGUUGACUGUUGCGCUAACAGACUCGACCAAGCUACAGUGAGGGCAGGCUUCAGCACAGACCACUACCUCAACCGGUUUAUCGGCCCUCGUGUAUCAAUCAACGCGUCCGGCUUGGGAGCAUUGUUGCCGUUCGUGCCCAGUCCGCUCGUCACGGCUCGUUAUGUCAGCGUCAAUCAUGAUAAGACCUCCAUCAAGAUUGUAGCAAUGGCAGAAGUCAUGGUAGACGAACUCCUUGAUACAGACACGGAAGCUGAAGUAACAGAGGAAGGGUUGGACUUCACUGUUGUCAUCCACCCGCCUGUAGUGGGCCAAGGUGAGAUUGUCAUCGGUGCAUACAAAGGAUGUAGGGACAUCACUGCUAACGUGUCAUUCGGUAGACAGUUGACGACCGGAGGAAAUCAGAGCGGACUACCGGGGCAAUCCAGCCAGGUCGAUGACAUUUACUACGGUCGCGCGACGAGGUUGCUUCUUUUGCCGGAUCUGGAUGGAAACGACAGGGUCGGUGUCUUCUACUCCGAAGCUUCGAAAAAUCAAAGCACGACUCGAAUACAGGCGAUUAUCCUCCCGAAUGAUGACGCAAAUGUUCAUACUGUUCCGGUAUAUCGGACCCUAACGACAAGCAUUGGAGAGGCGGUUUCCCUUCAGAUGCUCAACAAGACUUCAAACACUACCUACAGGUGGAAGCAUAAUGGAGAUGCAAUAGAUGCAUGGAAUAAUCAGCUCACGGUGUCUAUUCCAAGUGUUGUCCAAUCAGAUGAAGGGAUAUAUAGCUGUUUCGUGGACGGCCAAGAAGAUCAACAACGUCACGGCAUAAUGAGACUCAUAGUGCGAGGCUGUGCAGCUGGAAUGUGGGGGCCGCCAUCUUGCUCGCUUUUUUGCACUCAAUGUCAUAAUGGUGGUGUUUGUGAUGACGUCACUGGAACAUGCGUCUGCGCUCCGGGCUUCAGUGGAGAAAACUGCGAACAAAGUCAUGGUCGUCAUGUCUUUGGCAAGAAUGCCGAGAGAAGUUGCUCUGACAACAUCGACCCACACCACACCGACUGUCAAGGCCGUCUGUUUUGUCUCCGUGACCCGUACGGGUGCUCGUGUGCUGCAGGGUAUAAAGGACUUGACUGCAUGCCGGAAUGUGAUGAAGGGACGUAUGGUGUUGACUGCAAGCAAACAUGCCGAUGUGUAGACGGACAAACAUGUCUUAAAGACACGGGCCAAUGCAGUGGAGGGGAGAGUUUGGUUGUGAGUCUUGCAGUGACGUCACAGGGACCGCGUCAACUGUCCGCAACAUGGCUACCGGAUCGCUGCUUCACCAUCGGCUACUUCGUGAAUGUCACUGACACAGCUUCUAGUCUCGUGAUUGUUGGUGAACAAUACAUAAAUAACACUGAAGAAUCUGUGCUCGUCUCUGGUUUGGAGCCGUUUACUGAGUACCUAGUGCACGUUGCAGGCAACACUAGUGAGGGGCCUGGACCGUAUGGAGAUGGUGUUACUGUAAGGACCGAUGAGUCAGAGCCUACCGCGCCCUUGAACGUCACCAUAACGACUGCCUACAGAUCUGCCCUGAUUGUUGAAUGGAUCGAGCCCAAUACACCGAAUGGGAUCAUUAUCAACUACGACAUCACCUUUUGGAGAGUCGACGUUUCAUCGCCAACAACGGUCCUCACUGAUAUUCAACCUGGGAGCAAUUUGAUUUAUCAAAUCAUUAAUCUACCAAUCGGUUCCACUUACUCCAUACAGGUGCGAGCUAAGACGUCUGUAGGGGCAGGUCCUUGGAGUGACGUCAUCAAUGGAACAACCCAAAGUGAAGCUUUUGAGUUUGUAACGAAUCUUCACUCGAUGGAUCGAACAGACAGAACAGUUACCCUCCAGUGGGAUCUAACGUCAAAUAUCCAAGGCCAAAUACGAAGCUACAUGGUGGCGUACAAAGCUCUAGAGAAACCACACCAGCCUAGUUACACAACACCGGAUGAGUAUCUUGGAGCUGAGGUAGAGGUCGUACCGUACAGUCUAGGCGGUCUUGAACCAGGCACGAAGUAUGAGAUAAGAGUCUCGGUACUGGCUGAAGACUCUGCGGAAGGUGCUGCAGUCCUGCAAGUGUACACGAGACCUCAUCUCGAUCCUCCUGCGCCUCUUCCUCCGAUAACGUACCCAGAUGUAUCUACUCUCUCUACAGUCACCAUAAGUCUCAACACGGACAGAUUCGACGACGCAUACAUUGUCUCCUACGUAGUUCAUGUCAAGAAGACAGCCUCCCCAUCCGCGACCAAGAGAGAUGUCGUACAGUCGCUACAUUAUGUAGACUCUCCGUAUGAUUACAUAGCAGCCGAGUUCCUCAAGCAAUCUGUACCGGAGGGGUUUGUAGUGGGUGAUGGAGAGACGUACGGAGGUUACUACAACGCUCCAUUAGCCAUGAACACCGACUAUGAGAUUCGUGUUGGAGCGUUUAGCAAAGGCAAUGGCACGGAGGUUUCCGUUACAUAUUCAGAGCCAGUUUCUAUCACAGUUCAAGGGGUUGAGUCUUGUGACGGCAGAGGAGGAGGAAGAGGAGGUGUUAACACUGCCCUCAUUGUUUUAGUCAUCGUGUUUGGGGUCGGUGUCUUAUUGCUUAGCAUCAGUGUAAUCGUUGUCAGUCUACUCUACAGGAGGAACCGCUCUCGUCCUUCGUUGAACACGGUGGCUGACGGACGGGUCGCCUCUCAAUUUGUCCGGAAAGUGGACUCCGCGAGUAUUGAGUUACAACCCUGCUCUGAUAGUAGUCUCUGGACAGCUAAAUGUGACAUAGCCUGGGAAGACCUAACCAUAGAUAGGUCCUUCAUUGUUGGCAAGGGCCGCUUCACCGUAGUGCGCAGGGGCAGUGUGAAGAUCAAGGGAAAGAUCACACAGGCAGCAAUCAAAAAUCUCAAAGAUGACGUUCCUAAGAACGCAAUUGAUGUCCUAGUGAGGGAGUUUCUGACCAUGAGAAUGAUUGGACCACACCCGAAUAUUGUCGCCAUGUUGGGUGCAUGCUCCAAUGACGGCGCUUUGUACGUGGCGACUGAGUAUCUAGCUAAAGGUAUUCUCCGUACAUUCUUGCGGAGUCGUCGUCUUAUUCAGCUCAGACGACAACAGUCGAACAAAGAGGGCGACCGCCCACUGACCUCCUCAAACUUGCUCCAAUUCGGUGUUGAUGUGGCCAAAGGGAUGGAGCACUUGUCCAAAAGUGGGAUCAUUCAUCGAGAUCUUUGUGCCGGGAAUAUUCUUCUUGGAACAGACAUGACUGCUAAAAUCGCUGAUUUGGGACUUGCCGAUGGAGACAGACACACACAGCAAUCGGAUCGACGGAUUGCGACCCGAUGGUUGGCCAUUGAAUCAUUGACACUCAACAUUCACGUGUGUAGGAGUGACGUUUGGUCGUUUGGGAUCUUGCUGUGGGAGAUAGUAACGUUUGGUGGAACGCCCUAUCCCGACACAGAGAGCAAACACCUUGCUAGUCAAUUAAUGAAUGGCUACCGUUUGCCCAAGCCGGAAAACUGUUCAGACAAACUGUAUGAUUUGAUGUUAAAGUGCUGGCAGUUACAACCAAAGGAUCGACCGAGCUUUGAAGAUAUCGGCAAAGAUCUUCAGCAGUUGAUCACUGAAUCAGAAACAAACUCAAAAUCACCUCCUCCCAUCUCAUCGCCAACUAUCUAUGAGGAAUUCAGCUUCAUCGAUCCGGAACUGGACGACAGAUAAUUAAGUGGAG
This is a messenger RNA of Asterias rubens (European starfish), 4015 nucleotides long. RefSeq names its product angiopoietin-1 receptor-like. The transcript has 27 exons. The record is from RefSeq and is a predicted model, not a curated record. The coding region runs from base 1 to 4005 and encodes 1334 amino acids. Gene Ontology annotation, cellular component: signaling receptor complex. NCBI's taxonomy places the organism in Eukaryota, Metazoa, Echinodermata, Asteroidea, Forcipulatida, Asteriidae. Gene Ontology annotation, biological process: protein phosphorylation; cell surface receptor protein tyrosine kinase signaling pathway; multicellular organism development. Gene Ontology annotation, molecular function: ATP binding; transmembrane receptor protein tyrosine kinase activity; protein binding.